Plodia interpunctella (Indianmeal moth) is the source of this 1844-nucleotide messenger RNA. RefSeq lists its product as uncharacterized. Gene Ontology annotation, molecular function: protein methylesterase activity. Bases 144 to 1382 code for a protein of 412 amino acids. The transcript has 10 exons. Gene Ontology annotation, biological process: protein demethylation. NCBI's taxonomy places the organism in Eukaryota, Metazoa, Arthropoda, Insecta, Lepidoptera, Pyralidae. The record is from RefSeq and is a predicted model, not a curated record.
GUCAUGUUAUGUCAAAAUUUUCAAAAUGUCGUCUAGUUAGUUAUUUCGGCGAUUUCUAAUGUAACAAAAUCAAUGUUUUUUGGGUUUUAAACUAAAAGUAACAGGAGUUUUACAUCGAGCCCAGUGAAUAAUAUUAUGUGAAAAUGUCUGCGUUACAGAAAAGUAUACUGAAAAGCAAAUUGCCGCCUCGAUGUCCUAAAACUUCUGGCAUACCAAAAUUGGCUCCGUUUGGUGCUACCCGUCGCAAAGAUUACACUCCUGUGUCGUGGAAGCAGUACUUUGACCGGUUUGUGGAUGUGGAGACUGAGUGUGGGGUGUUUAGAGUUUAUUUAUCUCCGGAACCUGAUCAUCCCGAACAAUUGAGGAUUGUCACUUUGCAUGGAGGUGGUUAUUCAGGGUUGAGUUGGGCUUUAUUCACUGAAGAAAUAACCAACAUGAUAAAGUGUCAGGUUGUGUCUAUGGAUAUCCGAGGUCAUGGAGAGACCAAGGCCAAAGAACCCGAUGAUUUGAGUGCAGAAACAUUAGCUAGGGAUGUGGAACAGGUCCUCCACAAGUUGUUCGACGGGGCAAUCCCCCCCAUGAUCCUGGUGGGGCACUCCAUGGGGGGCGCCAUCGCCGUCAGGGUCGCGCACUCGCCCUCGCUGGAGCACCACGUCGACGGCUUGGCUGUUAUCGAUGUGGUUGAGGGCACAGCGAUGGACGCUUUGGCCAGCAUGCAGAGUUUCCUGCGCGGGAGACCCACACACUUCAAGAGCAUCGAGCAUGCCAUCGAGUGGUGUGUGAGGAGUGGGCAAGUGCGUAAUGUUGACUCAGCAAAAGUAUCAAUGCCCGGUCAAAUUGUUAACUGUGAAACCGGUUUGCUGGCGACCAACGAAGUGGAAUCGUACACUCCAGCCGCGGAGUCUAAGCUGGAGCCGAACAGGCAUACGGCCCGCGCCGACUCCAUCGCAGAGGAGGAGCACGAGGCGGAGGCGGACGGGGAAGGGGAGGCGGAGGGGGAAGCUACCAGGGACGAGUUCGUGAGGCCCGGAGCUGUCGGGGAUGGCAACACUGCUAUGAAAUACAAAUGGCGUAUAGACCUGUCUCAGACGGAGGCGCACUGGGCGGGCUGGUUCUCGGGUCUGUCGAGCGCGUUCCUGAGCGCGCGCGCGCCGCGUCUGCUGCUGCUCGCCAGCGUCGACGGGCUCGACCGGCUGCUCACUGUGGGGCAGAUGCAGGGUAAAUUCCAGAUGCAAGUAUUAACCCGCUGCGGUCACGCCGUCCACGAAGAUUCACCCGCAGAGGUGUCGCGAGUGGUGGCCGCGUUCGCGUUGAGGCACCGCCUCACCACCGCCACUGAACUCGGCACUCACUUGAACCUCGUCGCGGCUCCAGGUUGUUGAACUCAAUACAUACACGCAAUAACUCCGGUCUUUCUUUCAAGUAUUAUUACGUAAACGAUGUUAUCAUGUUUUACAGCAAGACUUUUUAGAUUAUUUCCUUGGGGUGCUACCAUGGUUAUAAAAAACACAUAGUACGUAAUUGCGAUCACAUGUUCUGUCUUUUUUUUACACGAUAUAGGAAAAAGAGACGGCAUGUGAAUGUUAGUAACGUGCUACGCGUAUGUUUCGUGGUAGGUCUUCUGGCUCCUUACGUUCCUUUAUGUUUUACAUUAUUAUGUAUUGGUUUUGAAGUAAUAUUUGAUUUUCAAUAAAAUUCAACAAUAAAUACCGUGAUUAUUGUUUACAUGUUUCAUAAUCUUAGAAUAUUGGGCGAAGAAAUAAAAUUUCAAAUUACGCACGUUACAGGAAUGAUAGCUUUUCCUGUGCGUCAACGGUAAAUUAUUUUGUGUGAAAAAAAGAAAA